GUGCUAUUCACUCUCGCAGUUGUAGAUUCUGGUGAAAGAUGGCAUUUGUACGAUACUGCAUAAAGGUCUGAAUGUUUGUAGUACUGCACGGACGAUCAGUUCACAUUACCUGUAGGAAGACAUGCUGAGAGUGCUUCGAAACAUGGAGUACCUGUCUACAUGUACAUGCUUGGCUAUAGAUACGUACCACAUUUUAUACCAGGUAUUGAAGGAGCUGCUCACGGUGAAGACCUGUUCCUCUACUGGGACACCUUUAUAACUAAAGUGAGCAAACUGAUUUUCAACGGAUAUAGACCUGUGUCGAAAAAGAUGGUGAGGGUGUUGAGUAACUUUGUGAAAUACAAGAAACCACUUGUGGGACAUGACAAGCUCUUCGAAAAUUUAAAGUGGCCAAAAUUCGAGAGCAAACGUUUGCAGUAUAUGUGGAUAGACGAGGAGUCAGCGGUACUUUCUGACCCAAGGAAUUACUCUACGAAAAGGGUAGUAUGGGACAAACAUGCAAGAGAGCCAUUAUCUAUCUAUUGAAGACUGAAUGAAACGUAAAAUAAAAGCAAUUCAAAUUAUCAUUGUUGGAUCUUGGAAUAUUGUUUUCUUUCUAUUAGUAAAAAAUGGUGUCAAGUAGAUUGACUCUAUACUUUCCACAACUUCUAGUACAGUUUUUCAUGUUGUGCAAUGCCAUGAAAAAGACGCAUAUUUUGUCAGAAGAAGUAACGC
This is a messenger RNA of Acanthoscelides obtectus, 714 nucleotides long. NCBI's taxonomy places the organism in Eukaryota, Metazoa, Arthropoda, Insecta, Coleoptera, Chrysomelidae. The record is from the annotation of a GenBank genome assembly.